AUGGCUCGUAUAGACGGUAUAAUCAUCCUAGAUCCAAACGGAAAACCCCUCAUCUCAUCUCAUUUCCCCCUUCAUCCGCCCUCAUACCCUUCUCUGCAUAUCGACACGUUCAACUCGGCGCGCAAAAAGGCUAUUGCGGAUGACGAAGCGCUCGACCCGGUGAUAUGGGUCAAUACGUUAUCUAGAGGUGGGGGAAGUAUGUCGGGUGCUGGACUAUGUCAUGUGGAAAGAGAGGGACUGUAUUUUUUAGUUCCAGUUGGACAGGAAGUGAAUCCGUUAUUCGCAUUUUCAUUUUUGGAUUCUUUCCUUGAUACGCUGAGAGAUUAUUUGGGGGAAAUAACAGAGAUUAACAUUAAAGAUAAUUUCGAUAUAAUAUACAUGUUGAUCGAGGAGAUGCUGGAUGAAGGACAUCCAAUGACGAUGGAAACCAACAUGUUAAAAGAGAUCGUCCUUCCUCCAACGUUGAUGAGGAAGUUGCUGAAUGUCGCAGGAGUAUCUGGAUUGCAAGCUCCUACUACGCAGCCGUUCACUGCACCCAUCCCGUGGAGAAGACCAGGUGUGAGGCAUUCGUCGAAUGAGAUAUACUUUGAUAUUGAGGAAUCCAUGGAUGCUUUAAUAGAUAAACGAGGAAACAUCUUAUCGUCAUCUGUAUGGGGUCGAGUAAAUUGCAAUUCCAGAUUAUCUGGUAAUCCAGAUUUGUUAUUGAAUUUUUCCAAUCCAAAGGUCUUGGAUGAAUGUGCUUUUCACCCUUGUAUACGGUACAGUAAAUGGGAAAAGAACCGUAUAUUAUCAUUUAUACCCCCAGAUGGUAAAUUCCGUUUAUUGGAAUAUCAAGCUGUCCCCCCAACAACGGGGAAUGUAAAGAAUCAACUACCUUUGGGGGUAAAGGCCAAUUUGGUAGUUGAAUCUAAUGGAGGCCGUUUCUCUAUAACGCUCACAUCGCGAUUGAACAGUCGUCCAUUAGAGGAUAUUGUCAUUUCAAUCUACCUAGGUAAAGGAGCUACGUCGGUCAGUGCGACUGCUCAAGGGGAUAGGAAACCGCUAGGUAGUAGGAGUGAAGAAGGUGCGGCGGAGGGUUAUGUCGCUGGUGGCAAUUGGGAAUUUGAUCCUCAUACUCAGAUAUUGAAAUGGAAAUUGUCGUCGUUCGUAUCUACGGAGCGAUCACCGACAUUGACAGGAUCAUUCGUUUCUUCCGAGUCGCAACCCACACCAUCCCCUUCCUUCGAAAUAUCAUUCAAUAUCCAACAUCAUUCAUUCUCAAACCUCAGAGUUGAUCAGCUGAAAGUCCAGGGUGAUGUCAUGUAUAAACCUUUUAAAGGUGUCAGACAACUAGCUAGGAGUGGGAAAGUCGAGGUUAGAUGGUAG
Molecule: messenger RNA, 1365 nt
Organism: Kwoniella botswanensis
Lineage: Eukaryota; Fungi; Basidiomycota; Tremellomycetes; Tremellales; Cryptococcaceae
Exons: 10
Coding region: 1-1365 (454 amino acids)
Biological process (GO): endocytosis; intracellular protein transport
Cellular component (GO): cytoplasmic vesicle; clathrin adaptor complex
Source: RefSeq, a predicted model, not a curated record